AGGAUUUAGGGGUCAAUUUGGAAAUAGAAAUUGAAUGUAGUUCAGUGGCUGACAGGUGUCCUUAAUUAGCCAACGACAUUAGAAGGGUCUGGGAUUCCUUUAAAAGGAGCAACCAAACAUCUGGCAAAUAUAGUAAAAGGGAUAUUCUGGUAGGACAUAUGCCUACCAUUAGUUCUGAAUACUGGUGAGGUUUUGAGGGCAAAAUGGCCGUGAUGAUUGGAAUCGCUUUCAGCAUUUCUUGGCUUUGUUGCCUGCUAAUUGGAGGGAUAACGUGUUCUACAUCAGAAGGUGAUUGGUCUCCUGCACUGGAUUCUAAUGCAGCAUGGCUCUAUGCAGGAUCACUUCGGUCUCUAGGAUAUGGCAAUUAUAAAUCUCAAAUGCAAGCGCAACAGAAACAUCCGGCCGCCAUCCUGCGGAAGGAACUGGCCCCCAUGUCCCAGCAACCUCAGCAAGUGUGGUAUCCAGUUCAAUUGCCCCUGCAUCAGAAGCAACUGGCCGCAGAAACUCAGCAGCAGAGGCAACCGACAACUGUGCCCCAGCAAGUGUGGCAUCAAGCUCACAUGCUGACACAACCACCGACCGCCGUGCCCCAGCAAGUGUGGCAUCAAGCUCACAUGCUGACGCAUAAGCAACCGACCGCCGUGCCCAAGCAAGUGUGGCAUCAAGCUCACAUGCUGACGCAUAAGCAACCGACCGCCGUGCCCCAGCAAGUGUGGCAUCCUGCUCAAAAGCCCCUGCAGCAGAAGCAACUGGCCGCAGAAGCUCUGCAGCAGAGGCAACCGACCGCCGUGCCCCAGCAAGUGUGGCAUCAAGCUCACAUGCUGACGCAUAAGCAACCGACCACUGUGCCCCAGCAAGUGUGGCAUCCUCCUCAAAUGCUCCUGCAGCAGAAGCAACCGACCGCCGUGCCCCAGCAAGUAUGGCAUCCUUCUCAAAUGCCCCUGCAAACAACCGCUGUGGCCCCAGCAAGUGUGGCAUCCUCCUCAAAUGCCCCUGCAGCAUAAUCAACCGACCGCUGUGCCCCAGCAAGUGUGGCAUCCUGCUCAAAAGCCCCUGCAGCAGAAGCAACCGACCGCCGUGCCCCAGCAAGUAUGGCAUCCUUCUCAAAUGCCACUGCAAACAACCGCUGUGCCCCAGCAAGUGUGGCAUCCAGCUCAAAUGCAGCAGAAGCAACCGAUCGGCGUGCCCCAGCAAGUGUGGCUUCCUCCUCAAAUGCCCUUGCAGCAGAAGCAACCGAGCGCCGUGCCCCAGCAAGUGUGGCAUCCUCCUCAAAUGCCCCUGCAGCAGAAGCAACCGACCGCCGUGCCCCAGCAAGUGUGGCUUCCUCCUCAAAUGCCCUUGCAGCAGAAGCAACCGAGCGCCGUGCCCCAGCAAGUGUGGCUUCCUCCUCAAUUGCCCCUGCAGCAGAAGCAGCCGACCGCCGUGCCCCAGCAAGUGUGGCUUCCUCCUCAAUUGCCCCUGCAGCAGAAGCAACCGACCGCCGUGCCCCAGCAAGUGUGGCAUCCAGCUCAAAUGCAGCAGAAGCAACAGACCAACGUGCCCCAGCAAGUGUGGCAUCCAGCUCAAAUGCAGCAGAAGCAACCGACUGCCUUGCGCCAGCAAGUGUGGCAUCCUCCUCAAAUGGCCCUGCAGCAGAAGCAACUGACCACCGUGCCCCAGCAAGUGUGGCAUCCAGCUCAAAUGCAGCAGAAGCAACCGACUGCCGUGCCCCAGCAAGUGUGGCAUCCUCCUCAAAUGCCCCUGCAGCAUAAUCAACCGACCGCCGUGCCCCAGCAAGUGUGGCUUCCUCCUCAAAUGCCCCUGCAGCAGAAGCAACCGACCGCCGUGCCCCAGCAAGUGUGGCAUCCAGCUCAAAUGCAGCAGAAGCAACCGACUGCCGUGCCCCAGCAAGUGUGGCAUCCUUCUCAAAUGCCCCUGCAGCAGAAGCAACUGACCACCGUGCCCCAGCAAGUGUGGCAUCCAGCUCAAAUGCAGCAGAAGCAACCGACCGUCGUGCCCCAGCAAGUGUGGCAUCCUCGUCAAAUGCCCCUGAGGCAGAAGCAAACGACCGACGUGCCCCAGCAAGUGUGGCAUCCUGCUCAGUUUCCCCAGCAGAAGCAACUGGCCCCUAUGCCUCUACUGCAGAAGGAACCAACCACCAUAACCCAGCAGGUGUGGCAUCCAGCUCAAAUGUCCAAGAAUCGAACAGCCACUGAACCUCAGCAGAAGCCACCAUCCACCACGCCAGCUCAAAUUCCCCUGCAGCAGAAGCAACCGGCCACUGAACCUCAACAGAAGGAGCUGACCGCCAUGCCACAGAAGCUACAGGCCUCCAUUCUCCAGCAGCCUCCGCUCGUGUGGCAUCCAUCUCAAUUUCCCCAGCAGAAGGAACUGGCAGUCGAGCCCCAGCAGCAGAAGGAACUGGCAGUCGAGCCCCAGCAGCAGAAGGAACUGGCAGUCGAGCCCCAGCAGCAGAAGGAACUGGCAGUCGAGCCCCAGCAGCAGAAGGAACUGGCAGUCGAGCCCCAGCAGCAGAAGGAACUGGCAGUCGAGCCCCAGCAGCAGAAGGAACUGGCAGUCGAGCCUCAGCAAGUGAGGUAUCCAGCUCAAAUGGCCCAGCAGCUACCCAACCCCAUUCCUCAGCAAUUAUGGCAUGUAGGCCAAAUAUCCCAGCAGCAACUGGCCCCAUUGUCUCAGCAGAAGCACUACAAAAGAACUGAAGAUGAUGCCUCUGGUAGUUCUCAGGCCAGCAUUGAACAGUCAGGUGUCAUCCCAAUCUCUUCCUACAGUUCCAAAUCGCACUACAAGAAUGGCAGAACUAUCUUUUCACAAAUCAGCUACACUCCUAGGGAGGCAAUGCCUGUUGACAGUGGAAAUGCUCCCAAGGACGGUUAUGUUGGCAUUGGUGCACCAAGCAUAUAUCCAACACUAGUGAAGGAUUCUGCAAGGGAAAUAUAAUGGAUUCAUCCUCUAGAAGCUCUAAUGACCAGGAAGUUGCUGGUGCUCUUGCUACUCUAGUGUGAUGGAAUCAAUAAACAACUUACUUUAAAAAAUG
Molecule: messenger RNA, 3034 nt
Organism: Oncorhynchus kisutch (coho salmon)
Lineage: Eukaryota; Metazoa; Chordata; Actinopteri; Salmoniformes; Salmonidae
Product: mediator of RNA polymerase II transcription subunit 15-like
Exons: 5
Coding region: 988-2937 (649 amino acids)
Source: RefSeq, a predicted model, not a curated record